AUGUCAACCUCUCAGCAACCCCCGGUACCAAUCUCAAUCACCAUCUGCGGCGAUGGCGGCUGCGGAAAGUCCUCCAUCACCCUCCGCCUCGUACGCUCGCAGUGGACCUCCGAAUACGACCCCACCAUCGAGGACUCGUACUCCAUCACCCGCAAGAUCGAUGGCCAGAACUACCACCUGUCGCUGACGGACACGGCCGGCCAGGAGGAAUACCGCGGCAUGUGGGCCUCUUCCAACCUCGGCGCCGACGCCUUCCUGCUCGUCUACGACAUCACCUCCUGCGACUCCCUCGACGCCCUCCAGUACUUCAACGACCUGAUCGACAUGGAGGCCGAAACCCGCCUCGACAACGCCGACCGCGCAAAGCGUGCCGGUCUCACCCCUGCCUCGUACCGCGACACGGUCUCGGUGGCGCCGGGCGCCAAGACCGUCCCGCCCGUCAAGAUCGUCGCCGGCAACAAGUGCGACCUACAGGAGUCCCGCGAAGUGUCCGCCGCCCAGGGCCUCGACUGGGCCCGCCGGCAUGGGUGCGGCUUCAUGGAGACGAGCGCGCGGCUCGAGGUCAACAUCGAGGAGACCUUCGCCCUCAUCGUCCGGCGCGUGGUCGAGGCCCGGCGGAUGGCCGAGCUGGGCGUCAACGAGAACAUGGAGAUGGACCGCCGCGGCAUGACGAAGCCCCUGAGCCCCCUGCCCACAGGCAGCGAGAACGAGAAGCACGGCUCGGGCGUAGGGGACUCGAGUCGCAGCGGCAGGACCAGCAUGGGGUCGAUAUGGAGGAAGCUUCGGUGCUGGUGA
Colletotrichum graminicola M1.001 is the source of this 795-nucleotide messenger RNA. Its product is annotated as Ras family protein. Gene Ontology annotation, cellular component: plasma membrane. The transcript has a single exon. The record is from RefSeq and is a predicted model, not a curated record. The coding region runs from base 1 to 795 and encodes 264 amino acids. Gene Ontology annotation, biological process: signal transduction. NCBI's taxonomy places the organism in Eukaryota, Fungi, Ascomycota, Sordariomycetes, Glomerellales, Glomerellaceae. Gene Ontology annotation, molecular function: GDP binding; GTPase activity; GTP binding.